AUGAAUAAGUUCAUUCAGAGUUUCAAUCGCGCCAAUCUCAAGUUCGAAGUACGCCAGAAGAGGCUGAAGAACUGUACCAAGGAGAUUAUCGAUUUGAUUAAGUCGCAGUUCCGUAAUCUCUCAGGUAUUGUCUAUUGCCUCUCGCGCAAUGAAUGCGACACAUUGGCCGAUGAGCUCACUGCAGCCGGUCUUCCUGCUCGAGCUUAUCACGCCGGUAUGACUGAUGUUACCCGUAAAAAGGUCCAAGAGUCUUGGAUCCAGGAGGAUAAUUUCAAGAUCGUCUGUGCAACCAUCGCCUUUGGCAUGGGAAUUGAUAAGCCAGAUGUCCGUUACGUCAUUCACUACUCCAUUCCAAAGUCUAUUGAGGGGUACUAUCAAGAGGCUGGUCGUGCAGGUCGUGAUGGUCUUCCAGCGACUUGUAUUCUCUACUACAACUGGAGAGACGUUAUUAGGUUGAGGAAGCUCAUCCAAUGUAAGUUUUGA
Molecule: messenger RNA, 483 nt
Organism: Rodentolepis nana
Lineage: Eukaryota; Metazoa; Platyhelminthes; Cestoda; Cyclophyllidea; Hymenolepididae
Source: the annotation of a GenBank genome assembly